UUAAAUUGUGUGGGAUGGGUCCCAUAGAAACGUCGUAUCUGGUCGACCUCUUUGAGUCUUUGACCUUGGUCACUCGGCGAAGUUGUAUAAUCCCCGUCUGAAGCAGAACGUUCAAGCAAUCAAGCAGAAGCCAGAUUCUCCAGAGCAUAAGAAUCUCUUUGAAUUAGUCCGUUUAGAAUGGCGAUCGAACCGAAACAAGCGACUGAGGAUGUGAAGAUAGACCUGUUUGAGGAUGACGAUGAGUUUGAGGAGUUUGAGAUCAAUGAAGAGUGGGAGGACAAGAACGAAGCAAAUGAACCGCAGCAGUGGGAAGAUGAUUGGGAUGACGAUGAUGUCAAUGAUGACUUCUCACUGCAGUUGAGAAGGGAACUGGAGAGCAACAAUGAGAAGAAGUGAGCUGACUUAAUCACUUAGUUGCAGCUACAAGUUGUCCUUUCCAGAAAUUAUGCUUAUGCUUUUCAAACUUUCGUUGGUAUAUUCUAUAUAUUAACUUUAAAUUUGGAGGCUGCUAUUGCAUGGUCUUAUUGUGGUGGAAUGUUUUAGGCUAUUGAUUAAUUAAAGUAUCGUUAACUUCGCAUUGA
Tripterygium wilfordii is the source of this 581-nucleotide messenger RNA. RefSeq names its product protein DSS1 HOMOLOG ON CHROMOSOME V-like. Lineage: Eukaryota; Viridiplantae; Streptophyta; Magnoliopsida; Celastrales; Celastraceae. Gene Ontology annotation, biological process: proteasome assembly; mRNA export from nucleus; double-strand break repair via homologous recombination. Bases 178 to 396 code for a protein of 72 amino acids. The record is from RefSeq and is a predicted model, not a curated record. Gene Ontology annotation, cellular component: proteasome complex; proteasome regulatory particle, lid subcomplex. The transcript has 3 exons.